GUCGGGAAGACCGAGAAGUUGAAUACAUAAAGCUAUGUGUAGGUAGAUUUUGGCAUAUCGAGAAUUUCCUUCUUUCCAAGUCUCUCAAGUCUCUCGUUUCCAAUUGCAAAAAUGCAACCCACGGUCUUUACCAUCGCCAAUUUUGUCUUCCUUUCGGCUAUUGCAGCCAAUGCUACACCUGUUCUGCAACUGACUCCACGAUCCGAUGUUAAUAUCACUGGCUACAAUUAUGGAGGAUGCUAUACUGAGGCAACGAACAUGCGUGCCCUUACGGGCGAUGCAUAUUUUGACGACCUGAUGACGGUGGAGAAGUGUGCAGCAGCUUGUAGCACUUUCUCUCGUUUCGGUGUCGAGUAUGGGCGAGAGUGCUAUUGCGGAAACUCGAUCAUGCCAGGAAGUGUAUCUGCUCCCGAGACCGAUUGCAGCUUUCCAUGCCCGGGGGAUGCAGGAGAAUUCUGUGGUGCCGGCAACAGACUCAACAUGUAUACGAAAGCAGCUUCACUUGGGUCUACAACUACGCAAACCCUUUCGACAUACUCCACGCUUGGCUGCUAUACUGAGCCAAGCGAUUCUCGUGCUCUGACUAGUCUCACGGUCGUCGAUGACACGAUGACUGUUGAGCAAUGUGGUACAGUCUGUGGUAGCCAUGGUUACUCUAUGUUCGGAGUCGAAUACUAUGAUGAGUGCUAUUGUGGAAACUCACUUAAGCCUGGAAGUGUUCCAGCUCCCUCUACUGACUGCAAGUAUGCUUGCAAGGGUAAUUCUUCAGAGCUCUGCGGAGGUGACUGGCGAUUAAACUUAUAUCAGUGGUCAAACACAACCUUAUCCUCCAUCUUAGCAUCGUCCGUCUCCAACAAUUUCACUGAAGUCGGUUGCUACACCGAAGCAGUGGGUAUCCGAGCACUUAGCAUGUCUACCUUUGACGAUGAUGACAUGACUGUGGAACAGUGUGCUGGUGUUUGUAAAGGAUACACUUGGUUCGGUGUCGAAUACGGCAGAGAGUGCUAUUGCGGGAAUUCUAUCAAUGCUGGGAGUGUCCCUGCUGCCCCUACGGAUUGUAAUUUCCCUUGCGCGGGUGAUAGUACCGAGCUCUGUGGAGGCUCAAACAGGUUGAACAUGUACAAUUACGGAACUGUUACAUCAUCAACUCAACUCUCGAGUACUAGCAGCACCCUAUCAAGCUCUUCGCUGCUUUCAUCGAUUACAUCUACUUCGAGCCUGGGUGUCUCCAGCACAUCAACAUCAGUUUUGUUUACCCCUACGUCCUCCUCUCUCGCCAGCUCAUCGCAGCUUUCCAGCUCUUCCAGCUCUUCCAGCUCUUCCAGCCAGCUUUCAUCAAGUAGCUCUCUACUCAGCUCAUCGUCCAGUUCGAUGCCCAGUUCGAGCGUCAUUGUGAGCUCCUCGGCCUCCUCGACUAUUGUCUCUAGCUCGAGCCUAUCCUCGACCCUCUACUCCACAUCUGUGAGCAGUUCCUUUAUAACUUCAGUGACAUCCUCGAGCGUCUCUUCGUCUGCCGCUACAUCAUCAUCCGCUGCUGCCAGCUCUUCAUCUGUCGUAUCCUCAUCAUCGACCACGUCGACAACUUCCGCAGCCUGGUCAUGCAAAACACCCCUCCUAGACCCCAGCUUCGAAGAGACCAACUCUGCAAAGGUCCCAUGGCAGAUAUACAACCCGCAACCCAACUUCGUCACCUAUAACUUCCAGGCUCCAAGCACAGCUUCUAACCCUUCUGUCGAUGGUUCUCAACAAGCUUCGAUCACAUAUACAUAUGGACCGAACAUACAAAGCUGGUUCUACCAAGAUGUUAAUUUGUGUCCCAGCACGACCUACACAUUGAGUGCCUGGACCAAAUACACCAACACGAUUGCCUACGUAUUUGAUGCUGUAUAUUAUAUCUCAACCACAGACCAGACACAAAUUCUCGACAUCAUGUCGGAAGUUGUGGUAAGAGAAGGCGUUGGUUGGGUUCACAGCACUGGGACGUAUACAUCGGAUGCGGUGAACACGAACAUCGCGUUUAAUGUUCGGAUGAUCAACCCUGGGUCUGUAAGCUAUGCUAGGACAUUUUAUUUUGAUGCCAUCUCGUUCACGGCGCAGUAAAGGAGCGGAGAUGAUGCCGAGGUUUUUGAGUACGCAUUGUGUUGUUCGACUCUUGUCGAGCUUCAUCAUAGGCUUUGUAACUAUUAUGCAUGAAGUACUUUUUCCUUGGCAUGAACUACGUGCGGAGGGUUCUGAAUUGCGUAGGCCUGACAUUCUUUAGAAGACAGUCGGGACAUAUCCGAGGCUGAUGAGCAGUUAGCUGGAUUUAGUCUAAUGGAGAAGAUACUCAAUUACAUUCAACAAUUAACUUCGUCAAGGACGCGAUAAUGCAGUAGCUAUUGGAAUAUUCACUCGGAG
Molecule: messenger RNA, 2397 nt
Organism: Mollisia scopiformis
Lineage: Eukaryota; Fungi; Ascomycota; Leotiomycetes; Helotiales; Mollisiaceae
Product: WSC-domain-containing protein
Exons: 5
Coding region: 112-2100 (662 amino acids)
Source: RefSeq, a predicted model, not a curated record